Molecule: messenger RNA, 1458 nt
Organism: Cyclopterus lumpus (lumpfish)
Lineage: Eukaryota; Metazoa; Chordata; Actinopteri; Perciformes; Cyclopteridae
Product: solute carrier family 43 member 3-like
Exons: 12
Coding region: 1-1458 (485 amino acids)
Biological process (GO): transmembrane transport
Molecular function (GO): transmembrane transporter activity
Source: RefSeq, a predicted model, not a curated record
AUGGCGGGUGUCGGGACCUUGCGGCGCUGGCUCACCCUCGCCACCGGCCUGGUGGAGUGUCUGUGCUUCGCCCUGUACGGGUGGCCUGCGCUGGUCUUCGUCCUGAAGACGGAGGGAUACUUCGGCUCUCCCGGAUGCGUCGACACCCCUGGAGCCAACGCGACGCAGGUCCAGGGUCACGCGCAGGAGUGGUUCUCUCUGGUGUUCGCCGUCGCCUCCAACCUGAGCAAUGUGCUGUUGCUGCCCACCGGCUUCCUCCUCGACCGCUUCGGUACUGCGGUGGCUCGGCUCAUGGCAACAUUUCUCUUCACCACCGGCAACUUGAUGGUGGCCUUCUCGACUCCAGGUGACAGUCAUCUGCUCUUCCCAGCUUUCUCAUUCAUAGGAUUGGGUGGCCUCAUGUUUCUAAUGACCAACAUGCAGGUAGGAAACUUGUUCAGCUCACAUCAGACCACCGUCACCACUCUCUAUAACGGAGCCUUCAACUCUUGCCCACUCUUCCUUGUCAUCAAGCUGCUGCAUGAGGCUGGCAUCUCUCUCUGCACCUCCUUCCUCUUCCUGGCCACCAGCAGCUUUACCAGCAGCCUCCUCAGGACUUUCUUCCUGAUGCCCAGAGACCACAUCCCCUACCCGCUGCCGGAUGACUACACAUACGGGAUAACCUGUGGUAAAUCAAAGACUCUGAUCUCAGAGCACACAACAGCAAGUGGUGAGCCACAGAUGAAGACGGAGGAAAUGAAACUCGAAGACGUGCCCGUGACACAAGAGAAGAGUUUCAGCGAGUGUUUGAUAUCCAAGUUCUAUGUGUCGCAGCUGAUUUGGUUGUCGGUGAUACAGCUCAGACAGUUGUUCUUCGUCGGCACCCUCCAACCCAUGCUGCAGCGGCUGGCGGGAGGACAGCAGUCACUGGUGAGCCACUACACCAAUGUCUUUGCUGUAACACAGCUGUGUGGCAUGCUGUGUGCUCCCUGGAACGGCCUCAUCAUGGACCGACUGAAGGGCAAACCUCGUGCUGCAGGUGAGAGCGAACAGGAAGCGGACCUGCGGGCCCUGGUGCUCUCUCUCUCCCUGACGGUGCUGCAGUGUGCGCUGUUCUCGGUCUGUGCCGCCAUCCCGAACCUGCGGCUUCAGUAUCUCACCUUCGUCCUGUAUAUGAUAAACUUCGCCUUCCUCUACGGCGGAAAUGCGACCUUCAUCCUUGUGACUUUCCCCUUGUGCCACUUCGGUAAGCUGUAUGGUUUGUGUAUAAGUCUGUCUUCAGUGAUUUGUCUGCUGAUUGAUACCUGCCUUUCCCUGCUGAAUGGAGCUAUUUUAUACGUGAACAUCUGUCUGACACUGCUUGUCCUGCUUGCCUUCAUCAACCCACUCGUCGUCCACCUGCACUGUCGAGGUCUCGCCUCCCAGCGAGCCGCUAGCGCCGCCAUCGGAGCCUCUUCUUCUUUAAGCCUGCCACAUUGA